AAGUAUUGCAUGUUGGGAUAUUCGGUCGUGGCAUUAUUAAAAACCUGUCUUGCUGGAGGCCUCAUUUGCUAGACGCUGGUGAAUGUAACAAGCGUGACUUCGCCAUUCAAUAAUUAGAAAUAAAUGUCUGCAUCUACCUCGUCAAAGGAUCUGCAGCGAGAAAUCUGUAAUAAAAGUAUGGGAGAAGUAGAUCUGAUGACAUUACUCAAAAAUUUCUAUGAUUUUCAAGAAGAACGUGUAUUUACCUAUCGUUUAUUUGACGAAGGACAUAAGAUAUAUUUGGGUACUGCACCACAUUAUGAUUUUAUUCGUUUCCGUCAUCUCGUUCACGAAGUUACUCAAGAAUUCAAACGAAUUUCUGAAGGUAUUAUUGCAAUUGAACAUAGAUUGAGAACUGAAUUUGACUGUCCCCAUUUGGCGGAUUUUUUGGCAAAUCUUCAAGAAGACGAAAAACUGAAAUUGGAAUUGGUAAUUAUUAUAUAUAAAAUUUGUAUUUUAAAAUUAUAUCAAAUGUAUACUUAUUUAAAAACUUUCCAUAACAUAGNAUUAAAUUAA
Molecule: messenger RNA, 555 nt
Organism: Centruroides sculpturatus (bark scorpion)
Lineage: Eukaryota; Metazoa; Arthropoda; Arachnida; Scorpiones; Buthidae
Exons: 3
Coding region: 124-555 (143 amino acids)
Source: RefSeq, a predicted model, not a curated record